Morus notabilis is the source of this 1246-nucleotide messenger RNA. Its product is annotated as metacaspase-1. Lineage: Eukaryota; Viridiplantae; Streptophyta; Magnoliopsida; Rosales; Moraceae. Gene Ontology annotation, molecular function: cysteine-type endopeptidase activity. The transcript has 5 exons. Gene Ontology annotation, biological process: proteolysis. The record is from RefSeq and is a predicted model, not a curated record. The coding region runs from base 1 to 1185 and encodes 394 amino acids.
AUGUCGAUGCACACCUGCUCCAAGUACUGCAACCCGGUGCAGCUCCCCCCGGGCGCCCGAACCAUGCGGUGCACCAUUUGCCGCACCGUCAGCAGCUUAGGAGACGCAUGGGACACGUUUCGUCCCCCCGCCGCUUAUGCGGCAGUGGCCCCAUACAACGUCCACUACGUACGAAGGGCCAUCAGGCCGUUGACAAUGUCGAUGCACACCUGCUCCAAGUGCUGCAACCUGGUGCAGCUCCCCCCGGGCGCCCGAACCAUGCGGUGCACCAUUUGCCGCACCGUCAGCAGCUUAGGAGACGCAUGGGACGCGUUUCGUCCCCCCGCCGCUUAUGCGGCAGUGGCCCCAUACAACGUCCACGCGCCUGUACGAUCGCGGCAAAACUGCCCCGGGCGUAAGAGGGCGGUGAUAUGCGGGAUAUCGUACAAGAAGUCGAGGCACGAGCUCAAGGGCUCAAUCAACGAUGCCAAGUGCAUGUUGCACUUCCUCGUCAACAACUUCAGGUUUCCGCUGGAUUCAAUUCUCAUGCUCACUGAGGAAGAAAGUGAUCCGCAAAGGAUUCCUACUAAACGUAACAUUAAGUGGGCGAUGCGUUGGCUCGUACAAGGGUGCCAACCUGGUGACUCGCUCGUAUUUUAUUUCUCUGGACACGGCUGGCAGCAGAGGGACUACAGUGGUGAUGAAGCUGAUGGAUACGACGAAACUAUAUGCCCGUUGGACUUUGAAACUCAGGGUAUGAUUGUUGAUGAUGAGAUCAACGCCUUGAUUGUUCGACCCAUUCCUCUUGGUGUUAAGCUCCAUGCCAUCGUCGAUGCUUCUCACAGUGGAACCGUACUAGAUUUGCCAUAUCUUUGCAGGAUCAACUGGAAAGGCCAGUAUGCGUGGGAGGAUCACCGCCCUAGGUCAGGUGCACCGAAAGGAACAAGUGGCGGACAAGUUAUCUGUUUCAGUGGUUGUGAUGAUGAUCAAGAUGCAGCUGAUACAUUUGGUCUACCAGAUAACAAACCCUGCGGUGCCAUGACUAACUCCUUCAUCGGAGCCAUUGAUCGCGGCCAGGGGAGUACAUAUGGCAGCAUACUCAGCUCCAUGCGGUCUUUCAACAUUCCAGGUUUGCGAGGACGCCAGGAGGCACAAUUAACUGCCAGCCAUCCAUUUGAUGUGUGUGCAACACCUUUCUCCCUCUGAGUCUUCUCCAUGGAUUAAGGGUCGCAUUGACUACAUAUCAUCUAUGUUAUUCUAAUGAAGA